AUGUAUCGCAGCGCCGUCCGCUCGACGCCCCGCGCCUUGAGCGCCGCCCGCCAAUCCGCAAUUCGCGCAGCCCCUCGCCGAUUCGCCUCGACAGCACCCGCCGACAAGCCCCGGACAUGGAAGAGCUCGGCGUUGAGAUGGGGUGCCGCCUUUGGUGCGCUCUACUGGUACAACACCAGCCCAGUAUUCGCCGAGGAGCCCGUCGCCCGCACGAUUCCCGCGCCCUCCCAGUUUUCCGAUGCCGACCUGACCACCGUUGACGCCAUCGUCGAAGAGAAGCGCAAGCGCGCGAUUGUAAAGGCAGAGCAGCCCAAGCCCGCUCCUGCGGCCGACAACGCACAGGCGAUUCAGACCGAGGGCGAGCCGGCGCCCGGUUCUCCCGAGGCCCUGGAGGCGGAGGCCGACCAGCAGGGUGCUUUCAACCCCGAGACGGGCGAGAUCAACUGGGACUGCCCGUGCCUCGGCGGCAUGGCUGACGGACCUUGCGGCGAAGAGUUCAAGGCUGCCUUCAGCUGCUUCGUCUACUCCAAGGAGGAGCCCAAGGGCAUGGACUGCAUUGAGAAGUUCCAGGGAAUGCAAACAUGUUUCCGCAAGUACCCCGACGUCUACGGUGCUGAGCUUGCCGACGACGAGGAGGGCCCCGCCCCCGACGAUGCCCAGCCCACUCUCGAUGCCAACGCCGAUGCUUCCAUCCCGCCCGCCGCCGAAGAGAAGAAGGAGGCUCCCAAGGAGGCCAAGCAGGAAGCACCCAAGGAGACGAAGACCGAGGCCCCCAAGGCCGAGACCAAGAGCGACUCCGAGAUCAAGAAGGUCGAGAUCAAGGCCGAGCCCGAGAAGAAGGAGACGGAGAAGAAGACCAAGCCCAAGAAGGCUGUCAAGGUUUCCUUGUUGCCGUCAAGCGACUUCUCGUGUGUACUAACGAAUAAUGCAGUGUCGUACGCCGCCGCCGCAGCCAAGGGCCCCAAGCAGACUCCCGAGGAGGCUGCCGCCCCUCAGCCCCCCGAAGUCGCCGUCACCGACUCCGCCGCCUCCACCUCCUCCCUCGUCGACGUCGACAUGCCGAGCGUACACACCGUCCCCAACGACUUCCUCGAGCAGGAGAUCCAGACCGAGACCCAGGCCGACCGCCGUGACCGCGAGGAGAAGGCCCGCGCCGAGGCCGACCUCGCCAAAAAGAAGGCCGCCAGCAAGGCCCGCAGGGCCGACUCCUGGUUGAAGCGCCAGUUCGCCAGCCUCAGCGACGGCAGCGCCAGCGCCCUCGUCGUCUCCAACCUCGUCGGCGUCGUCGGCCUGAGCGCGUUCCUCGGAUACAAGGCCUGGGGUCUCUACGAGCGCGGCCGUUUGUCGUGGCAGAGCGUCGGUCUCGGCCUGGGCAUCUUGGGUGUUGUCGGUCUUGGCGAGGGCGUUCUCGGAAACUACCUCUACAAGACCAAGGGCAAGAAAUGA
Colletotrichum gloeosporioides is the source of this 1446-nucleotide messenger RNA. RefSeq names its product Mitochondrial intermembrane space import and assembly protein 40. Gene Ontology annotation, cellular component: mitochondrial outer membrane. Gene Ontology annotation, molecular function: nascent polypeptide-associated complex binding. The record is from RefSeq and is a predicted model, not a curated record. The transcript is spliced from 6 exons. NCBI's taxonomy places the organism in Eukaryota, Fungi, Ascomycota, Sordariomycetes, Glomerellales, Glomerellaceae. Bases 1 to 1446 code for a protein of 481 amino acids.